AAAAAAAAUAAAGAACAAAAAAAGAAAAAAAAAUAUGGACAAAGAAAUUGAAAAAUGCGUUUUAAAAUCAAUUGUGAUUGAAAGAUUUUACUUAUUCAGACACACGUGUUACCAUGACUUCUAAAGCGUGCAAAUCACGUGACUAAAGACAAGCCAACACAAAACAAACAUGAAUACAAUUUUUUUAUGAAACAUAUGUUUUGAAUAUGUCUUAAAAAUGUUCUCUUUGAAAAAAAUUUCUUCCAACAAGUAAAAGUGGAUAACCAUAUGCUUAUAUGAAAACUUUUAUUGCUGCGAACUUUGAAUUAGCUCCAUUUUUACCAAGAAAUGGGGCGUUUAAUUGAUUCGUUUCAAGUUAAAAAUGUACUCCAUGAAAGCUGUAGAACCCUCAGCUUUGACGUUUGACUUAUGAAAACAACAUAUGUUGGUGAGUGUCAAGUUUUAAGGAUCGAAGAUGGAGAACAGUUUGUUGUUUAUUCAUGCCGCGUAAUCGUGACGAUAAAAAAUUUAUAAUCCACAUCCUAAUUGGUCGAUAUUUAACUAUUUGGAAUUGUGAUUGGUUUAUCCUUCAUAUGUGGUUAAUCUGAUAGGUUGAUAGGAAAACACGCAUGAAAAGCAUGGCCUACAGAAACAAUACAAAAGGAGUAUUUAUCACAUCUUAGCUUGUUGGAUCAUUGCUCAAGCGAAAAGAAAAGUGGUGAAAUAUUUUACGUUUCCAAGCUGAUGUUACAGGAAAGAAAAGAAAAAAUCAGAAUGGAAAGGUUAGAUCUAGAAGAACAUAUGCUGAGAGGAGUUGAAAAAGAAGAAGAAGAAGAAGAAAAACAAAGAGAAGAUGAAGAACAAAAAUCCGAUCCAUUUGAAGUUGUGCAAGACUUUAGACCAAGUGGACCUCCUUGGAAUGAAUUGGAUAACAAAGACAAAUUUAUGCGUGUCUUGAUUACCCUGCUUAAAGUCAUUGCUUUACUGGUCAUGUUGUAUUUGUUUAUUUGUUCGCUUAGUUUUUUGAGUUCCGCGUUUCGUCUACUCGGAGGAAAAACUGCAGGGCAAGUUUUCGCGUCGGAUUCAUUAGUGAGCAAUCCAGUUGCCGGCCUUAUGAUUGGCGUGUUAGCAACAGUGUUAUUGCAAAGUUCGUCGACGACGACAUCCAUUGUUGUUGCUAUGGUAGCGUCGGGAAUUUUAAAUGUACGUCCUGCAAUCCCGAUUGUAAUGGGUGCAAAUAUCGGAACAAGUGUUACAAAUACGAUUGUUGCUAUUGGACAAAUUGCCGACAGAGAACAAUUUCGACGUGCUUUUGCUGGAGCUACGGUUCACGAUAUGUUUAAUAUAUUAUGUGUUCUUGUAUUGUUGCCAAUUGAAGUAAUAACUGGGUACUUAUAUCACUUAACAAAGGCUAUUAUAUCAGCGAUGUCCUUACCCGAUCCCGAUGAACCAGGUGACAAAUCAUACAAAAAAGAAUUGCUUAAAAAAAUUACUAAACCGUUUACAAAUCUUGUUAUUCAACUUGACAAAAAAGUUAUCGAACAGAUUGCUAAAGGAGACAAAUCAGCGGACGACAAAAGUUUGAUAAAACACUGGUGUGACAAAGGAAAAACUGUUUCAGUUGUGAAACAAAUCAAUGAAACAUUUAACGCCACAAUGGACACAACAAUUCAUGAACGACAAUGCAAGUUUCUGUUGCACGGCACUGGUUUGUCGGACACAGUUGUCGGCGUCAUUAUGCUACUCGUUGCUUUGGCGAUUCUGUGCAUUUGCUUGGUUCUGAUUGUAAAAACAUUACAUUCCUUGCUAAGAGGUCAAAUUGCUCUGGUUAUUAAAAAAACCUUUAACUCAAAAUUUCCUAAACCAUUUGGUUUCUUAACAGGAUAUGUUGCUAUCCUGGUAGGAGCAGGCAUGACUAUACUUGUACAGUCAAGUUCAAUUUUCACUUCAGCCUUGACACCUUUAGUUGGUCUUGGCAUCGUUCCAUUAAAGAAGGUUUAUCCAUUAACACUGGGUGCAAAUAUCGGAACAACAGCUACAGGUGUACUAGCAGCUCUCGCGUCGUCCGGUGAUCGAUUAGCUUUAGCAUUACAGAUAGCAUUGUGCCAUUUAUUUUUCAAUAUAACCGGGAUAAUUGUUUGGUAUCCGGUUCCUGUUAUGAGACGAGUUCCAAUAAGGUUAGCAAAGCAUCUAGGCAAUACAACUGCAGAAUACAGAUGGUUUGCAUUGGCUUACUUAUUACUGGUAUUCUUUAUCGCUCCUACACUUAUUUUUGCGCUAACAUUGCCUGGUUGGAGGAUAUUUAUCGCUCUAAUGAUACCAAUUGUAAUUCUCGUUGUAUGUAUCUGCGUGGUGAACAUCCUUCAAAAGAAAAAAGCGGAUUGGUUGCCAAGAAAAUUCCGGUCUUGGGAAUGGGCUCCGCUUAUGUGUCGCUCGUUAAAACCGUACGAUAAUGUGAUCUCGAAGGUAUAUAAAGCGUCGUACAAAGUGAAAAGAAAGUCUAUACCUUCCGAGUCUGAUUUGUGAUUGUGGUGAAAACAAACAUAUAUGACUGGAAUGAAAAUGCUCCAUUAUAUUUCUUGAAAUAUAGCUCACCCAUGUAAUCACUCUCUUCAGAGUCGAGGGUUUGGUGUUUAUGUCUAACAACACGAAGCCUAAGCAGUUUUAUUUGUAAUUUUAUGUAGCUAAUUUCUCCGAUAGAAUUUGUAAGUUGAAUAUUUCAAUGCCAGAUUUAAAUUGCCAUGCAAAAAGAUCUUAGCUUGAUAAGAAAUUCAUUUCUAACGCGAGUUUUCUUAGUAAUUAGUUCGGAAAAUUAUUUCUGCUAAAGAAAAGAAAAAAAAAAUUAACUCCUCACUCCUAGCCAUAAAUCAUAUUUUAAAGUUGAUAUGUUUCCCCGAAGCUUCAUGUAUAACUUCAGAAUUGUAUAUUCAGAAAUGACACCUUUUUUGUUACCCACGAGAAAGCGCAUCAGCAAAAUAUCCGUUUUUUAAAUCCUCGCAAAUUUUAUGGGAUUGUUUGGUCAAGUGCGAUUCGCUAAAAUUUUCAUGAAUAUAAGUAUUUUUAGUGCUGAAAGAUGUACAACCAAAUUUUAUUGAGGGGUUGCUUUACACCUUUGUGACUGUUGUACAACCAUCUCAAACUAGUAUUUCCUUUGUAAACUGCACUCACAAUGAGAGACAGGACGUAUCAUAAGCACAGCGGAUAAUUCAGGAUUUAAUGACUAGUUUAAAAAUAAUUAUGUUGCUUAAAUAAUUUUAUUUAACCAUUUCAGUCAGUAUUGUUAAUGAUCAUUUAAGCUGCGUUAAAUCUUUAACGUUUCCAAAUCUGUUUCCACUGUCUCAUUAGGGCGCUAAAUCUGCAAAAAGUAUUUUUGAGAUUUUAAAUCUUUUUACAUCACAGCUGAGAGUAUCACUUUAGCCCGUUUUACACUGCUAAGUACUGUCAAAGCAAAAAAAAAUGUUCCGUCUUUUUUCAACAACGGUAUCUGUUUAUUGUAAAUUAUUAAUUUUGUUUACAUGUAUUUAAAAAUCCUUUAAUAUUAUCAAUAUAUACCGUAAUAAUCCGAACAAGCGCUUGGCGCUUAUUUAAUUUUUGGCUUUUUGCAUGGGCGCUUUUUUUUUUUUAAAAAAAAACCCGAAUAAAAAAUAUAAUAGCAUGAAGGUUAGUCUUUGUAAUAUAAGAAAGUAAAAUUUUCUAGAGGUAGUUUUCGAUUAAGCGCUCCCUUUUAUCAGGCGAGCGCUUAUUUAAAGGGGGCGCUAUUUCCCAUUUGUUACUUUAUCUUUUUGUACUUCCUAUAAAAAAAUAAUUUUUCAUAAAGGAAAUAUAUUUACAUUUUUAGCUAUUGAAUAUGGAAAUUUAAAAAUUCGAGUAUCCCACCUGUCUUA
This is a messenger RNA of Hydractinia symbiolongicarpus, 3863 nucleotides long. RefSeq names its product sodium-dependent phosphate transport protein 2B-like. Gene Ontology annotation, biological process: sodium-dependent phosphate transport. Gene Ontology annotation, molecular function: sodium:phosphate symporter activity. NCBI's taxonomy places the organism in Eukaryota, Metazoa, Cnidaria, Hydrozoa, Anthoathecata, Hydractiniidae. The transcript has 6 exons. The record is from RefSeq and is a predicted model, not a curated record. The coding region runs from base 724 to 2505 and encodes 593 amino acids. Gene Ontology annotation, cellular component: membrane.